AUGGAAGACGGGGGUCAGUUGGAAGCGUGGACUUCAACUGCUCGAGAUAUUAAUUGCGGAAUUUGCGGUUCGACCCUAAAUCGUGACGAAAGUGCCCACCGCCAUGUCUACUUCCACGCUUGGUUAGUUUUUCUGUACGCCAGGGGAACAUUUUACCAGGAGAACGAAGGCUGGCCAAUCUGCCAACUUCCAGAAGCCUUCAGCUCUAUUCCAGACUUCCCUACUCCGUUUUGCUGCGCUUGGCGCAAGUGUCGUUUCCAGACAAACGAUGUUGCCGACCUCUACAAUCAUGUCUCUCAACAUCCACGGGUAUACGAAGACGUCGAAGGACCCAAAAACUGUCAGUGGGAAGGCUGUAAGUACGCGUGUGAGCGACUACGCAACCUCGUUACACACUUGCGAUCGCAUACGCAGGAAAAGGCUCUCGCCUGCCCCCAAUGCGGCUUUCUAUUCACCGCCAAAAUGAAACUCCGUGAUCACCUGGUUCGCCAGCAGCCGGUUGAAUCAUCUGCCGUCCAAUUCCAGUGUUCCUACUGCCACCGUGUGUUUGGCAAUAAAUCACUGCUCCAAGCUCACGCUAACCGCCACAUCAACAAGCACAAAUGUCCACAAUGCAACCUUACACUUCACAGCAAAAGCGCUAUCAGGCGACACAUCCUGUACCGACACACGACUAAAGCCACUGUGCAGUGCCCCCAUUGCCCUGCCAAGUUCAAGGACACGUACUUGCUGCGCUCUCACACAUCUCGACGUCAUAACUCGUCAGGUGUCCAGCCUCAUCGAUCCACAACGGCUCCGAUUGGUCCGCUGGCGGUUGCAGGCAGCCCCGGCUUGUCCACCACCGCCGCCGCCUCCUCGAAUUACCGCCACCUUCGUUCGCGUUCCAUCUCAACGGAGGUGUUCCGCUGCCCUGAGACUGACUGCAAGUUCUACUCCAUCACCAGACCCGGUCUCUGCGUGCACAUGGGUCGAAAACAUGCGUCUGGAAGGCUGGAGGGCAGCUACGCCUGCCACCUCUGCCCUAUGCGGACGCACAAAGGCUUCCUGCUUUCGCGCCAUUUAAUCUCCAAGCACAAUUGCCAGCAUCCGUCCGGCCACUAUCGUUUUAACUACGUCCUCUCGCCGGAGGAUGGUCUCUAUCGCCUGCAGACAACUCGUCUUGACUCCGUGGAAGUGGCAAAGGCUCUUCUUGGUCCACAGACCGUGGACCAACUCAUCGGAAGCGUCACAGACCACCACAAUUGA
Molecule: messenger RNA, 1245 nt
Organism: Mesocestoides corti
Lineage: Eukaryota; Metazoa; Platyhelminthes; Cestoda; Cyclophyllidea; Mesocestoididae
Source: the annotation of a GenBank genome assembly